Messenger RNA from Spodoptera frugiperda (fall armyworm), 626 nucleotides. RefSeq lists its product as uncharacterized. The transcript has 2 exons. Lineage: Eukaryota; Metazoa; Arthropoda; Insecta; Lepidoptera; Noctuidae. The coding region runs from base 46 to 549 and encodes 167 amino acids. The record is from RefSeq and is a predicted model, not a curated record.
GAGGUAAGGAAAAAAAAAGAUUAAAACUCAUUAUAUUUUUAUCAGAUGUCAAUCAUUUUGCAGAUCUAUAUAAAUAACGAAGUCAUACUUUUGACAUUCACAUUAUCAAACAUGGCGGCGAAGCUAUUAACUUUGCUAGUGGUUGUGGCAGCUCUGACCGGAGCUCAAUCACAGGUCACUCAAGUCACACUGCCAGACCAAACUCGCAACCACAUAUCGAACCCGCUCAUUGGUUUCGGUAUAGCGAUUCCCAAAUUGUGGGUUGACGUUCUCCAAACUUGCCACGUCACCUUCCCCAACGGAUUUACCCAUGAAGUGUACCCUAUUGACAGGCUGCCAAAUGGCCCUGUCUCCUUCUCUCCAGCUGCCCAGCCUUUUACUACUUGCGGCAUCGAAUUCCUCCACCCACCAGAAUCGAUGAGUGGGACAUAUGAACUGAUGUCUAUGGUGAGACAUACCGAUAACUCGCAGACGUUCACUCGACAGCGUUUCAAUAUAGUUAUCACCAUGCACGGUGAUCUUUGGCAAGUUGACGAUCAACAAAACUAGUCACAUUUCUCAACAAGUCUCCGGUGUUUGGUCAAAAAACUGAAUGGGAAAUUAAAUUAUAUGGUUAUAUGAAUUUA